Messenger RNA from Rotaria sp. Silwood2, 282 nucleotides. The record is from the annotation of a GenBank genome assembly. Lineage: Eukaryota; Metazoa; Rotifera; Eurotatoria; Philodinida; Philodinidae.
AUGGCAAAAAAGCAACAUGGUUUUGGUAAACGACUCUCACAAUUUUUAUCAAAAAUGUUUUGGCAUUUGAAUCAACCAGUUGUACCAAUGUAUUCUUUUCCAAAUCAAAAGCAGUCAACACCAUCAUCAUCGAAAAAAUCGAUUAAAAAGGUUCAACCCAAAUCUGCUUAUCAAAUUUCACCAAUUGGUGGCAAUCAUCUACAUAGUCAUUAUGCAUCAUCACAUCAAACAUGUUCAGUACGACAACGCGCUGUAACAUUAUCAUCAAUUCAAGAAGAAUAG